GGGGCGCCUGGAAACAGCCAGGGUUUUGUGUCGGCGGAGGGAAUAAACCUUUAAGGAGAGUUGGCGGCUCCGGCUCCGCCUCUCCUCCUCCUCCUCCUGAGAGGCCUCGGAUCAAUGGCGGCGCCGGCUGCGGCUGCCGAGGCCCGGCCCGGCGCCGGGGAGCUGCCCAGCAUCUUCGCACCCGAGCAGGACGGCGAGCUGGACGAGGAUGUCAACGGGGAGCUGGAGCCCGACCUGGCGUCCAAGUUUGCGUUGGUGAGCCCAAGUUCGGAGCAGUACGACUGCUUGCUGAAGCAGCUGAGAGAGCGAAUGGAUGAGGGUUGUGGGGAAACUAUCUAUGUGAUCGGCCAAGGCUCAGAUGGCAAGAAAUACGGACUGAACGAUGACGACAUAGAGGCAUCUGUGGCGACCGUCAAGAGUCUGUCGGAGCAGAUCUACUCUGACCUGAUCCUUCUCCGUGAGCGGCAGGAGGCAGGCGGGAAGGUGGCCGACUACUUGGUUCGCAAACGAGUUGGGGAGAAUGACUUUCUGGAGGUCAGGGUAGCAGUGGUUGGGAAUGUGGACGCUGGGAAGAGCACACUGUUGGGCGUCCUGACGCACGGCGAGCUCGACAACGGGCGGGGAUUUGCACGGCAGAAGCUUUUCCGGCACAAGCACGAGGUGGAAUCUGGGCGGACAAGCAGCGUCGGCAAUGACAUUCUGGGCUUUGACAGUACUGGCGAUGUGGUGAACAAGCCCGACAACCACGGAGGGGGGCUGGACUGGACAAAGAUCUGUGAGAAAUCCACCAAAGUCAUCACCUUCAUUGAUCUCGCCGGACAUGAAAAGUACCUGAAGACGACUGUGUUUGGAAUGACUGGGCACUUGCCGGACUUCUGCAUGCUGAUGGUUGGCAGCAAUGCCGGAAUAGUGGGGAUGACGAAAGAGCAUCUGGGGCUGGCACUGGCCCUCAACGUUCCUGUCUUUGUUGUGGUGACCAAGAUCGACAUGUGCCCAUCCAACAUCUUGCAGGAAACACUGAAGUUGCUGCAGCGGCUGCUGAAGUCUCCAGGCUGCAGGAAGAUCCCCGUCCUGGUUCAGAAUAAGGACGACGUGAUAGUAACGGCAUCAAACUUCAGCUCCGAGAGGAUGUGCCCGAUUUUCCAGAUCUCCAAUGUGACUGGAGAGAACCUGGAGCUCCUGAAGAUGUUCCUGAAUCUGUUGUCGCCACGGACUAGCUUCAAAGAGGACGAACCAGCAGAGUUUCAAAUUGAUGACACCUACUCUGUCCCUGGUGUUGGAACAGUGGUAUCUGGAACAACACUACGAGGUCUGAUUCGAUUGAAUGACAUUUUGCUGCUAGGACCCGACCCACUGGGGAACUUCAUCCCCAUCGCAGUGAAGUCCAUCCACAGAAAACGGAUGCCGGUCCGUGAGGUGCGAGGUGGCCAGACGGCGUCCUUUGCUCUGAAGAAGAUUAAGCGGUCGUCCAUCAGGAAGGGCAUGGUGAUGGUGUCUCCGAAGCUGAAUCCUCAGGCUUCCUGGGAAUUCGAGGGAGAAAUCCUGGUGCUGCACCACCCAACAACCAUCAGUCCCCGCUACCAGGCCAUGGUGCACUGCGGCAGCAUUCGCCAGACUGCCACCAUCCUGUCCAUGAGCAAGGACUGCCUGCGUACGGGUGACAAGGCCAACGUCCACUUCCGCUUCAUCAAGACUCCCGAGUAUCUGCACGCCGACCAGCGCCUGGUUUUCCGAGAGGGCCGGACCAAAGCUGUGGGGACCAUAACCAAGCUAAUACAGACAACAAACACGUCGCCCUCCAACACCAAACCACUGCAGCUGAAGAUGCAGUCAACAAAGAAGGGCACCUCGGUGAAGAAGGAGGAGAUGCCGAUGGCAGCAGGCUCCACCCUUGAGGACGGUCUGUCUCCGGGGCAGGCGGCAGCCCUGCACACACUCAACCAACCUCAGAUGCCUUCAGAGGAGAAUAAACAUAACCGGGAUGUUAAUAAGGAAAACAAGCCCAAGACGAGUGGAGGCAGAAGGCGAGGAGGACAAAGGCACAAGGUGAAAUCCCAGGGAGCUGCGGUGACUCCAGCCAGUGGCUGCUAGAUCUGUCACAAAGUGACUGCAGAGCAAGGAGAGACCGACCGUUCUCCUACCAUCUCAAUCACUGCUUCCCUUGCCCGUUUCCCCUCUCCGACCCGGGAGGGAAAACCCAAACCACAGCCCUCUUAUAGAAAGAUUAUGGAAGUAUCCAUAACCAAUUAGGAAGUGACAUUGUUUCCUUUUUUUUUUAAAAAGAGAUGUUUUUGGAAUGGAUUUUAACAUUUUUUAAACCAUUUGCUGAUGUCAGUGUCAACUUUGUCUCUCUUGAACUUUGUGCAUGUGUGUCGCUUUUUUGAUAUAAAUAUGUUUAAUCACACAUUUGUCGAUUGAACUUGAAGUAUGCAAGGGAAAUGCAUCGAUUGUUUUAAUUCUAGAAUUAAUUUUUAACUUGUACUGACCACCUUUGUUUUAAUUAGACCCUACAGUUCAUUCAAUCUUUUGGCUGUGACUGAAUUAUUUAUUAAAGAUGCUGUGUCCGUUUUAUUCUAUUUUCAAGGAGGUUGCAGUGACCUUGAUAGAUCUCUGUAAUUGAUCCUGUUUUGUAGUUUUAUUUAAAAAGAAAACUGCUAUAUAGAAAGGGGUAUGAAACUAUUGUUGAACCAAAUUGCCAAGACUAGUUAUUUGAGAUGGUGUAGCCCAGAUCAUGGGUACAACAGAAUUUUAAAUGCACAAGAAACUGCAGAUAGAAGGUAGACAAAAUUGCUGGAGAAACUCAGCGGGUGCGGCAGCAUCUGUGGAGCGAAGGAAAUGGGCAAAGUCUCGGCCCGAAACGUUGCCUGUCCUUCGCUCCAUAGAUGCUGCCGCACCCACUGAGUUUCUCCAGCAAUUUUGUCUACCUUAGCAUUUAAAUGCAUCUUGGUCCUCUCUAACCUUUCCUCUAUAACAUAAAUGAUCUGUGACAAAAGAGGAAACCGGUUUUUAGAGAGGAUGUAUUAUAACCAGCCUACUUAAUUUUUGAUCAGAAACCCAAGCUGUGGUUGGGUGUAAGCAUGCUCGGUGGGCCUAUGGGCGCUGCCCUGUAACUUAAGUGACUUUUGACGUGGUGAACAAACGUAACAACUGUGUUUGAUUGGCUUUGGUCAAUAGGGUUAGUGGCCUGAGGUUUCUAUUGAAUAGGCCCCAGUCUUUCAGAUGUAGAACUGCAUAUACUGGUUUAUACCAAAGAUGGGCACAAAGUGCUGGAGUAACUCAGCCACUCAGGCGACAUCUCUGGAGAAAAAGGAUAGGUGACCUUUCGGGACAGGACUCUUGUUCAGUCAAGCGCCCCGACUCGAAACGUUACCCAUCCUUUCCAGAGAUGCUGCCUGACUCGCUGAGUUACUCUAGCACUCUGUGUCUAUCCUGGGCCUUUGAGAUGACUGAUUUACCUUCUACCGUUCCAGUCUGCACAAGACUGAUUUGUUUGAAAUUUGAAGAAGACUUUGAAGAAAAGUGGAGCUGAUUAAGUUGGAGGUUUUGCUGUUAUGCCUGGUGGAGGGAGGGAGGUGUGGAAACUUGUGAAACCCUGCCAACAAUGGUCCACUUGCCAGCCUGUCUGUUACUUGAGCUGUGGCGGCAGUGGUGGAGCCUUUUAUUUUAAACCUCCCUGAUAAUUGGUACUCCAUUCACAAACAUUUGUGGGAGCUGUGUUGGUGGGAACAGACCUUUGAGGGAUUAGAAUGUGUAGAUGUUCACAUUAUAUACUGAGUACCACGACAGGUGUUUAUGUCCGAAAUGCUGACACAAUCCAAGUGCUUUAUUUUGCCCAAGACCUUUUUUGGUCCCAAAUAUUAAAUUUCCUAAUUGCUGGUGCACGGGAUGUGACUUGGCUGGGAAUGGCACUCGGUCUUGAACAGGAUCCUAUUCUCGUGCCUCAUUGUUACGACUAUUCCACAAACACUGGAGGUCAGUCAUGCACUUGGCAAACCAACAACAAGGUGUAUAAAUUAUGUCUUGGGAAUGUUUUAUAAACUAUGCUUGUGCCUGGUGCUAAUGUUGGGCAAAUUUAAUGUCCAAGAGACCAAUGCAGUGUAUUUAAUGGAUCACAGUUCAAUAGUGCUGGAGGCUUUUGAGUUGGUUGGAACUGAUGGGCUCCCUAUAUUUUGGUAUCUCUCAGAAACUGCCAACCCCUCAAUCACCUCCACUAAUGUUCAAGUCUAGAGGCAUAUUGAAAGAUCAUCACCAGAGGGCUUCAGUCCUCUCUGUCCAAGGACGUGGACAUUGUGCUGUAUUCAUUAAUAAAAUGGUUCCAUUUCAUUGA
This is a messenger RNA of Leucoraja erinaceus (little skate), 4327 nucleotides long. RefSeq names its product GTP-binding protein 1-like. Gene Ontology annotation, molecular function: GTPase activity; GTP binding; translation elongation factor activity. Bases 115 to 2091 code for a protein of 658 amino acids. Gene Ontology annotation, biological process: translational elongation. The record is from RefSeq and is a predicted model, not a curated record. The transcript is spliced from 13 exons. Lineage: Eukaryota; Metazoa; Chordata; Chondrichthyes; Rajiformes; Rajidae.